Messenger RNA from Poecilia latipinna (sailfin molly), 4253 nucleotides. It is a transcript of the gene ptpro, whose product is annotated as protein tyrosine phosphatase receptor type O. The transcript has 17 exons. Gene Ontology annotation, biological process: peptidyl-tyrosine dephosphorylation involved in inactivation of protein kinase activity; regulation of glomerular filtration; negative regulation of canonical Wnt signaling pathway. Gene Ontology annotation, molecular function: protein tyrosine phosphatase activity; Wnt-protein binding; cadherin binding. Gene Ontology annotation, cellular component: GABA-ergic synapse; glutamatergic synapse; plasma membrane. The record is from RefSeq and is a predicted model, not a curated record. The coding region runs from base 318 to 3059 and encodes 913 amino acids. Lineage: Eukaryota; Metazoa; Chordata; Actinopteri; Cyprinodontiformes; Poeciliidae.
GGAGCUCUGCGCAGCGCAGGGCGGGGCGACGCCGCGCAGCAGCAGCUUCAUCCCGGCUGACCGACACCGACCUCCUGCUCGUCUCCGGGCCGCGGCAUGGACCCCGCAGCCCGGCCCGUUUUCCCUGGCUCCCAGCAGGUCCGGUUCGGCUAAAGAUGCGCAAUUAGAGGUGCGCAGCAGAAAUCUCCCGCAGAUCGAAUCUGUGCAGAGCGUCGCGGAGCGUCGGCCGCUGCGGCAGAAACAGCGCCAUUGUUUGGAUGCGCAGCGGAACGGGAGGCUCCAGGCCGGGCUGAGAGCGCUCAGAGCCGGCAGCCAGCAUGCUGCCUCCGCCGCUGCUCGCCGCCCUGCUGCUCGGCUCGGUCCAGGUUUCCUCGGCGUUUCAGGUGUCCACCAAUCAGGAGGGACUGAUUGUGGCGGCGCUGGAGCGCGGCGACCUUCAGGACAACGUCACAGCGUAUGCGGUGCAGAUCUCAGGAGAACCUCGGCUGGUUCUGGUUCCGUUCAUUAACACCAGCGAGCCGCUGCUGUUCAACGCGUCAUUCCACGGCCUCUGCUACACGGUGGGGCUACUGGUCAACCUGGGACGGAGCUGGUCCCGACCCAUGAAGAGCGUUCCCGUUCUCACAAAGCCACUUCCUGUCCGUGCCGCGUACAUAUCUGACUACAGAGAGGCUCCAGAAACCGGCGUUGUGUUCGACAUUGACCCACCAGUCAGAACCGUGUUCAGCCGGGUCAACAUCAGCUACACGGAGGGUCUGGAGCGCCGCUCCAUGCUCUAUAAAGAUUUCUACAAAGGGAAGACGGUGUUCAAGCACUGGCUGCCAGGCGUGUGCUACCGGAACAUCACCUUCCAGCUCAUCUCCGAGGCGACGGCGCUGCAGACGGCGCUGACCAGCCACAGCGACGUCACACACAGCCCGCUGCACCACCGCACAGUGCCCUUCCCGCCCCUCAACGUCUCCCACAAGGUGCUGUCCCUGAGCCGCCGGGCCGCAGCGGGCGGGCGUGAGGUGGCGGCCGGCCGGCGGUCGGCCCGCCGGGCGCGGGAUGUCCCACUGAUGGAGGAGGCCGAGACACAGCCUGAGGAGGACGUCGUCUUCGAAGAGGAGGAAGCGACUCCUCGGGUUUCCUUCAAUGCAGCUCAGAACGUGACGGAGAGUGUCGCCAUUAGCAACGGCAGCCGCUUGGAGGAGGCGGAGCCUCAGAGCUACUGGCUGGACCCCACGGAGAUCUCGCCCGCUGACAAAGAUGAGGAGUUCGUCAACGCCUUGGUGUCGGAGUACGAGGACUCCAAUGAGCCGGGGUCGGCCAUGGCGGUGCCAGCCGAGGUUCCAGUUCUGCCCACCAGGCUGCCCCCCGUCCUGCUGGAGCUUCGCUGGCUGCCCCCACGACCUCCAACCUCCUAUGACGGCUUCAACGUCUACAUCUACAGAGACGGGAACUCCACAGAGAUGGCGACUGUGGACGAGAACACGCACGAGUUCUUCACAGAGCUGACAGAGCCAGGAACGUACCGAAUCCAGGUCACCACGCUGAGUUCGUCUGGAGACUGUGAGGCCCGGGAGAGCAGCGCCGACACCGGCUUCACCUUCUACCUCAGUCCCAGCGGCGAGCUGUUGGAGGAGCUGCGUGAGCGUCCUCAGGGCGUCAGCGUCAGGCUGCUGGACUCCAGCACCGCCGCCGUUUCCUGGGCUCCGUCCCCUCAGAGCCACAACGGCAGCCUGGUGUCGGUGGUGUCCACCACUUGCCUGAAGCCCAGCCUGAGCCAGAGGAUGGAGAACGCCUACUGCAGCGAGGAGAACUCGACCAGUGACAUCAUCAGCAACCUGACGCCCGGCGCCCAAUACCGCGUGGUCGUCUACCACACCAACGGCCCUCUGACCAGCCCGCCGUCCGAACCAGUCAUCAUUGACAUCGAGCCCACAGGUGUGCGGGAGCUGGCGGUGUACCCGCUGGGCCCCACGGCGGUGGUCCUCAGCUGGCAGCGGCCGUACCAUGUGGCCUUCAGGAAGUACAUCCUGCAGACGUUCUUCUUCAACCCCGUCACGUUGGCGUCCGAGUGGACCACCUACUACGAGAUUGCUGCCACCGCCUCCGUCAUCGCUACCGUGAGAGUGACCGACCUGCUGCCCGCCUGGUACUACAACUUCAGGGUUUCCAUGGUAACCUGGGGCGACCCGCCGCUCACCUGCUGCGACAGCUCUACGGUCAGCUUCGUGACAGCUCCGGAGGCGCCCCACAUCUCGUUGGUGGAUUACUCCCAGGGGGUUCUGGUGGUCCGGUGGACCUACGGCGAGCUCUUCAUCGACCUGAGCCACUCCAGGAUGCUGCACUGGCAGGUGGAGGCUGUGGGCAAGAAGGGGCCACAGAGGAGAUACUCAGUAGACGUGACCCGGAACGCGAUGCAGGCCAGCCUGCCGCUGCCGCCGGGAGACAUCUACAACCUGACGGUGACAGCGUGCACGGAGCGCAGCAGGAACACGUCUGUUCCCAGCAUCAUCAAACUGGAACCGGCCCCUCCCCGCCUGUUGCUCGCCGUCAACGCUACGCACUCGUCCAUCACGCUGCUGUGGAGCGAGGACGGCGUGGUGGACUACUACCAGGUUCUGUGCCGACCCAACUGGGCCAGCAAGGAGCUGAAGGCCGGAGAGCCCAUCACCUCCACCGCUCAGGUUCUGACCGUUUCGGGUCUGGUUCCGUCGUCCAGCUACAACUGCAGCGUGACGAGCUUCAGCUACAGCUCAGCCAGCCGGCCGGCCCGCAUCACCGUCACCACUGCAGCCAAAGAGAUGAACCCGAGCAUGGCGGCCAUCUCGGCGCUGGCCGUGCUGAGCCUCCUGCUCAUCAGCCUUCUCGUCCUCUUCCUGCUCGUCCUCCGCAAGAAACACUUGGAGAUGACCAGGAACUGCAGCGCCGAGACCUUCGUUAACUUCGCCUCGUUUGAGCGAGACGGGAAGCUUCCCUACAACUGGCGAAGAAGCCUCUUUGCCUUUCUUACCCUCCUGCCAUCCUGCCUUUGGACUGACUAUCUUUUGGCUUUUUAUAUUAAUCCGUGGUAAGUAAGCGCCUGCUGCACUUUGGGGCAUGUUCACCCGCCACAGUCCAUCGCUCACAGUUUGAACUCAGAGACGCUCAGAUCAGCCUGGUGUGUGUUAAUUCUUCCACAGUCUCUUGGAGUCCCUCAGAGCUCUGAACCAGGAACUGGGUUGUCCUCUGUGAACGGAGGAAAUGAACUCCAUGGUGUUCAUCAGGGCUGCAUUCUUGGCCCUCAAACACAUUUAUCCAGAAGUUUUUACUGUUUGCUUUUGCUUCAUGGAAACCAUUGAAACAGCAGGAGUUUACUUUUCUCUGCUGAUCAGUUUUCUCAAAUAAAAACAAACUUUUUUAUAUAAUUGUAACUUUAUAAAUUGGUGAUUUGGAUGUUUUGGCCAUUUUCAACAGAUUUUUCAAGAGAAAAGUUUAAAUAACCUGAAGUUUUAUCAUUAUUUCUUUCAUUUGGCUUUUUUAAGACCAGCAGAAACGACUUCAUGACGUGAGCCAGUGCGUUCCUGUUGGAUCGUUUGCUCAGUAUUUCAUGAUUUUCUGAAAAUAUCAUGUAAAUCCUGAUAUUUUUGUGGCUGUUCAGACACACCAGACUCUGCAGCGUCGACAUUCCUCCCUCUGGAAAGUGUUAGCAUCGCGCUGAACUGUGGCGGAUCGUUCCGACACGGCGGACGUCCGCAGCAUGAUGCUGACUCUGCUUCGCCGCAUGCCGUCAGUCACUCAGUAGCUCAGGCUCUGUAGAUAUGCAUGAUCCUGGUUUCUUGCGAAUCCAGAGGCAUUUCAAAGUAAAAGCAUGAAUGGCUUAGAGUAAAGUCCAGCCUGAUGGAGCCGGUGCCAGGCAGGUAAUGGGUUCGGGUUCGGCCGUCUGCAUGGUGGUGAUCUCAUGUUUGGCUUCUUCUCUGAAAGGUAUCUGGAAGCCUGUGGCUGAAAAAAACGUUUCUUCAAGAAAGAAAUUAUUUUCUCAUAUUUUGUUCUGGUGAAACAUUUCACCGACUUGUUACCGUGAUAAUUAAACUUUUUUUAUGAACUAAAAUAUAGCUAGAAAGUAUAGAUUUAAAAUUCUGUUUGUAAAAAUCAAAGAAAACAAAUCUGUUCCCAAAUUCAACUUUUUAGUAUAAAUGAAAGUGUUUUAUGAUGUAAAAGCAGACAGAUGGAAACUUGCAGCCACAGGCUUCCUGCCUGUGUUUCUACCGUAUUUCCUCUAAUAGAGG